CGGGACUGCGACUGGAAGUGCCGCGUCAAGAUCUCCGAAAGGGGCCGGUGCACUUGCUGGGAAUCCGGCCAUGUUCUGAGGGAGGCCUCCAGGACUCAGCUUGGAUUCGGGUAUCACAGGUGUGCCUGAAGAACUUGCUCGCCUCACAGCCCCUGUGAAGCUCUUGAAUCAUGGCAAGUCCAAGAACAAGGAAAGUUCUCAAGGAGGUCAGAGCACAAGAUGAGAACAAUGUCUGUUUUGAAUGUGGUGCAUUUAAUCCCCAGUGGGUGAGUGUGACCUAUGGAAUUUGGAUAUGUCUUGAGUGCUCAGGAAAACACCGAGGCUUGGGAGUUCAUCUCAGUUUUGUACGUUCUGUAACCAUGGACAAAUGGAAGGAUCUUGAGCUGGAGAAAAUGAAGGCUGGAGGUAAUAGCAAAUUUAGAGAGUUCUUGGAGUCUCAAGAUGACUAUGAUCCCUGCUGGUCAAUGCAAGAGAAGUACAACAGCAAAGCUGCAGCUCUUUUUAGAGAUCAGGUAGCUACAGUAGCUGAAGGAAAGGAGUGGUCCAUUGAAACGUCUCCUGCCAGGAACUGGACUCCACCUCAGCCCAAAACAUCUUUCUCCUCAGCUCAUCGUUCUACUGGAAAAUCUCAGACUGCAACUGCCUCUUCUGACAAGGCUUUUGAAGACUGGUUAAAUGAUGAUGUCAGCUCCUACCAAGGUGGCCAAGAGAAUCGCUAUGUGGGAUUUGGAAACACAGUAAACCCUCCAAAAAAAGAGGAUGACUUCCUGAAUAAUGCCAUGUCUUCAUUGUACUCGGGAUGGAGCAGUUUUACAACUGGAGCAAGUAAAAUUGCCUCAGCUGCAAAAGAGGGUGCUAGCAGAUUUGGAUCUCAAGCAAGUCAAAAGGCAUCAGAGUUAGGUCAGACAUUAAAUGAAAAUGUUCUCAAACCUGCACAGGAAAAGGUGAAAGAGGGGAAAAUAUUUGAGGAGGUCACUGUGGGGGUAUCCCAGCUGGCCAGCAAGGUUCAGGGAGUUGGAAGUAAGGGAUGGCGAGAUGUCACCACUUUUUUUUCUUGCAAACCAGAUGAUAAUUCUGAAAGAUCAGCUGAGGGAGACAGCUACCAGAACAGUGGAGGGGAGGGCUACCAGAACAAUACUGUAGAUCAAAGCUUCUGGGAGACCUUUGGCAACUCUGAUGCACCAAAAGCUCAUAAAUCUCCAAGCAGUGAGAGCUGGACCUAUGUGGACAAUUCCACAGAGAAGAAGAACUCCGAUAGCUGGGACGUGUGGGGCUCAGGAACAGUCUCCAACAAGAACAGUAACAGUGACCGCUGGGAGGAUUGGUAGACCAACUGGGAGAACACAGGAGGGGAGAGCAAGACCAAAAAACCUCCUAAGGCAACAAAAAAGGCGUUUUCAGCUGAUACUGGGUGGGAUAGCCAGAACUGGUAGAACUCUGCUAAACCUGUUUUGCACAGCUAGCAAAGGGAGGCUACGCUGGAUGAUGGAAGAAAGUUUUACAUACAACUGGAGUAUUGUGGUUGACCUUAUUGAUCUGUUGCUUUUGUGCUUCCCAUUCAUUCUCCUUUCUUCUGUCCUGGUUUAGGAAAAAGAAAAAUGUAGCAUCUGAAUUUUUCCUUACAUAAAGGUGGCUCUCCCUUUUUUAAAAGCUAGAGAUAAGUAUGUUCUCCUUGCACUAUUGAAGCUGGGUUCAGUGACUUUUCUUAACACAGAUGUUCAAAGGAAAAAUACCAGUGCAAACACAUUUGGAUGGCACAACCUUGCAUGUGUAGGCUCCUAAAUAUUCAUGCAGAAUACCCUUGUAGAAUUUCAGGUGACCUGAGGUGUUUAAUGCAAACAAAGGACAGGGGUGUCCUUUAUGCAGCCAUUCAAUAAGCAGACUGCAGCUGAAUAGAUGUAGUUCCAAUGUCUUAUGGAUUGCUCUGGCCAUAUUAAGUCUGGCAGUUCAAGAUGGACUUUAAGAUACUUUUUUAUUUGAGCUUUGGUUUUAAAC
This is a messenger RNA of Indicator indicator, 1995 nucleotides long. RefSeq names its product ADP ribosylation factor GTPase activating protein 1 (gene ARFGAP1). Gene Ontology annotation, molecular function: GTPase activator activity. NCBI's taxonomy places the organism in Eukaryota, Metazoa, Chordata, Aves, Piciformes, Indicatoridae. Gene Ontology annotation, biological process: regulation of ARF protein signal transduction; regulation of endocytosis. The record is from RefSeq and is a predicted model, not a curated record. Gene Ontology annotation, cellular component: Golgi membrane. The transcript is spliced from 14 exons. Bases 171 to 1328 code for a protein of 385 amino acids.